This is a messenger RNA of Sinocyclocheilus grahami, 737 nucleotides long. RefSeq lists its product as uncharacterized. The record is from RefSeq and is a predicted model, not a curated record. The coding region runs from base 31 to 690 and encodes 219 amino acids. The transcript is spliced from 5 exons. NCBI's taxonomy places the organism in Eukaryota, Metazoa, Chordata, Actinopteri, Cypriniformes, Cyprinidae.
CCUUACUGCAUAUGAAUUAAACAACACAGAAUGAGGACGGUGCAGCUUUUACUCUUCUGUCUGCUGGUGUGUCAAACCACAGAGAGUUUAACUGAUAAACGGGUGAAUUUAGGGCAAAACGUGACUUUAGACUGUCAGAUUGAUGUAAAAGACAUUUAUUGGGUUUUCCAGAAAGGGACAGAUUCUCCAGUGCUGAUACUGCGAACUUUCUCUUCAGAAUCUACAAUAUCUCGUCUAAAAAACCAAAGUCUGAAAAACAAAUAUUCAUCACUAACUUUGAGCCGUUUAUUUAUUAGUAACGUAACUAUCAAUGAAUUAGGAAUAUAUUAUUGUGUAAAAACAGGCUCAUUUCUACAGCUCAGCGAUGGUAUUAGACUUGACAUCAUUGCAGCUCAAGAUCAGAAUCAGACAGAACUGAACAAUCAGUCACAACAUCCGAAAACACAGCAGGCUCUGAUUGUGUUAUAUGUUAUAUUGAACAUUGUGAUGUUUUCUGCAGUAAUAGGCCUAUUUCAGAUCAAACUCCAAGCGUGUAAAAAAAGACACCAACAAUGUCAAGAUGAAGAACUGGAGCAGCUUUACAGCACAAAUGGUGAAGAGUUUUCUGAAGUGGAGUUUCGUCUGUUUCACCCGACCAACAACACUUUUGUUCCUUUUCAAAAGCCAAUGACAAAACCUAGACAAAUAUAAUCAAGAGUAAAUUGUCUCAUACAGUUUAAUAGAAGUAUAUUUUGAUA